This is a messenger RNA of Spodoptera littoralis (African cotton leafworm), 468 nucleotides long. The record is from the annotation of a GenBank genome assembly. NCBI's taxonomy places the organism in Eukaryota, Metazoa, Arthropoda, Insecta, Lepidoptera, Noctuidae.
AUGCGCUCCCUUAUACUGCUCUUCUUGCCUUUAUUGGCCCCAGAAAGCGAAUGUGACCUCCUUCGGGACAGUGUCCACGUGACGUCAGCAGCAGCCAGACCUAACAAUGAGCUGUGGUGCUACAAGUGCCUGGCAGAGGUGCCAGACGACCGCUGUGCUGACCUACGACACAACAACUCCGCACUCAUACACAAGUGCCACAAUGAUCGCAGGAUGUGCAUGGUGAAAAGAUUCUCGUUCACGACGUCAACUGAGAAUUCGACGACGCUGCCAAAAAUGUGGGCGUUGGAACGCAACUGUACGAAACACUGCGAGCCGGGGUGCAUCGUCAUCGGGGAGCGCACGAAACUCUACGCCUGUACCUCAUGCUGCACCACUUCCCUCUGCAACUACGGCUCAGGCGCAGAAGAAAUGCACCUACUAGACCUUCUGAUUAUCACUUCAGUCGCCGUAUUCCUAGUCUUAUGA